Molecule: messenger RNA, 1235 nt
Organism: Cottoperca gobio
Lineage: Eukaryota; Metazoa; Chordata; Actinopteri; Perciformes; Bovichtidae
Gene: tpi1a
Product: triosephosphate isomerase 1a
Biological process (GO): glycolytic process; glyceraldehyde-3-phosphate biosynthetic process; gluconeogenesis
Cellular component (GO): cytosol
Molecular function (GO): triose-phosphate isomerase activity
Source: RefSeq, a predicted model, not a curated record
UUUUGCCGGCGUUGGGUUCUGAUAUUUCCGACAGCACCUGACAUACCCACCAGCUGGAGUCAUCCUGCAGUUGAAGUGAUCCUCCGGACCUCCACCGUCUUUCAUCACCGAGACUCUGACACCUUCAGCCGGCCAUGGCGCUCCGAAACUUCUUCGUGGGAGGAAACUGGAAGAUGAACGGGAACAAGGAGAGUCUGGAGGAGGCUUCAGCCACCCUGAACACCGCCAGCCUGCACGACCAGACCGAGGUGGUGUGCGGAGCUCCCUCCAUCUACCUGGACUUCGCUCGCUCCAGUCUGGAUCUCAGGAUCGGUGUCGCGGCCCAGAACUGUUACAAGGUGGCCAAGGGAGCGUUUACAGGGGAGAUCAGUCCGGCCAUGAUUAAGGACUGCGGGGCAGACUGGGUGAUACUGGGACACUCUGAGCGCCGCCACGUCUUUGGGGAAAGUGACGAGCUGAUUGGUCAGAAGGUGGCUCACGCUCUGGAAAGUGAUCUGAGUGUGAUCGCCUGCAUCGGGGAGAAGCUGGAGGAGCGGGAGGCAGGCACCACCGAAGAAGUCGUCUACACUCAGACGCAGGUCAUUGCAGAGAAUGUGAAGGACUGGGGGAAAGUGGUGCUGGCAUAUGAACCUGUGUGGGCCAUCGGCACAGGCAAGACAGCUUCACCUGAACAGGCUCAGGAGGUCCAUGAGAAGUUGAGGGCGUGGCUCCGAGCCAACGUCUCAGACGAUGUGGCCGACUCUGUGCGCAUCAUCUACGGAGGCUCAGUAACAGCAGCUAACUGCAGAGAGCUGGCAUCUCAGGGCGACGUGGACGGCUUCCUGGUGGGCGGAGCCUCUCUGAAACCAGAGUUUGUCGACAUCAUCAACGCACGUGCGUAACGGCUUCGUCUUGACCCGUGAAAAACACCAGGCCCUUUAGAUGUGUCCUCAACCUGAGCUGACUGAUCCACAGACGCGUGUCGAAUUAGAGAACGUUUUAUUUUUGCUCAUUUUGUUGAAUGAGGUAAAUAUAAGGUGGUAGAAUUAAUAAGUAAAUAUCUGUUUGUUUUUUGUGUGUUUUGCUGUCAUUUGUGGGAAUGUGGCUCUUUAAUUUACUUCUCUACAGUAUAGAGUUGUUUUGAAGUGGUCUCAAUAACACUGUUGUAAUGUUGUAUUCAUGAUGCACUCUCUCACCCAAAUGCACUUAAUGUUACUUCAGGGCCCUUGACAACAAAAGCUCUGGACAGAAUGUAA